This is a messenger RNA of Nannochloropsis gaditana CCMP526, 614 nucleotides long. RefSeq lists its product as uncharacterized. The transcript has a single exon. The annotation marks the transcript as partial. Gene Ontology annotation, molecular function: protein-containing complex binding. The record is from RefSeq and is a predicted model, not a curated record. Gene Ontology annotation, cellular component: mitochondrion.
CGAUCCGGCAUCCCCAACACGAGUGGGAGCUGGCUCUCGCAAGUGAAGUGGGUGGCGGCCGAUAUUUUCAAUAGUAGCGCGUGGAGCAAAGAAUUGGAAGGCGCUACGGGCGUCGUCUCAUGCAUAGGUGCCUUUGGCUCGAAUGAAUUCAUGGAAAAGAUCAAUGGAGACGCCAACGUGUUGGCCGCCGAAGUUGCUGCGAAAAUGGAAGUCCCGCACUUUGUGUACGUCUCAACCGUGGAGAAUAAUCUGCCUGAUUUUCUGCUGAAAGGGUAUUUCCACGGAAAGAGGCGUGCUGAGGAGGCGGUGUUGUCGUCCUUCCCGGGCGGGAGAGGGCUGGUCUUGCGCCCCUCCUUCGUCUACGGCACCCGGGCCGUGGGGCCUCUCUCCCUCCCCUUGGCGGUGGUGGGCCGACCCCUGGAGGUCUUGUUCCGCUUUCCGCCCUUUCCGUCCCUGCGACAGACCCUUCCCGGGACACAAGCCCUCUUAGCGCCUCCUGUAGCCGUCCAGGCGGUGGCCUCGGUGGCAGCGGCGGGGGCCAUGGGCGACGCUCGCGUCAAGGCGGGGGAAGGGACGAGGGAAGGGGUCUUGUCGGUGGACGACAUUGUGAGGGU